GUGUUGAGGACGGUAGCCACUCGCCACACAUGGCCAUGUAGUAUUUGACAUGUAGUUAGCACGUCUGAGAAACUAAACUUUUCUUACUUUUUAAAGUAAAAUUUAAAUAGCUCAUGUAAUUAGUGGCUACGUACCAUUAUUAGGACAGAUACCGUGCCGAGUUUUGUUUUGAUUUUAGACGGGGUCUCUCUACAUAGUCCUAGCUGUCCUGGAACUCACUAUGUAGACCAGGCUGACCACAAACUCACAGGGAUGCAUCUGCAUCUGCUUCUGCCUCCCCAGUGCUGGAAUUAAAGGCGUUCACCACCACGCCCGGCGGAUGGAAAUCAUAUGAAACACUGUUUGAGUGAUACCUUCAGGAAAGAUCUUUAAAAAGUGCAGAAGACAAAAACACUAAUGCAUUUGAGAAAGCGAUAAAGUUGGGGGGAGGGGGAAAAGCAACUGAUUUCCUGAUCUGCAACUUGGCUGGAUGUUAAGAUGUCCGUGGACAUGAACAGCCAGGGGUCUGACAGCAAUGAAGAGGACUAUGACCCAAACUGUGAGGAAGAGGAAGAAGAGGAAGAGGACCCUGGGGACAUAGAGGACUACUAUGUGGGAGUAGCCAGUGAUGUGGAGCAGCAGGGGGCUGAUGCUUUUGAUCCCGAAGAGUACCAGUUCACUUGCUUGACCUAUAAGGAGUCUGAGGGUGCCCUUCAUGAGCAUAUGACCAGCUUAGCCUCUGUCUUAAAGGUAUCUCAUUCAGUUGCAAAACUUAUAUUAGUUAAUUUCCACUGGCAAGUCUCAGAGAUUCUGGACAGGUACAGGUCUAAUUCUGCUCAGCUACUUGUUGAUUCUCGAGUUCAGCCUAAUCCAUCAAAACAUGUCCCCACAGCCCAUCCCCCUCACCACUGUGCAGUGUGUAUGCAGUUGGUGCGGAAGGAAAACCUGCUCUCUCUGGCCUGCCAGCAUCAGUUUUGCCGAAGCUGCUGGGAGCAGCAUUGCUCAGUGCUUGUCAAGGACGGUGUUGGUGUAGGAGUCUCAUGUAUGGCUCAGGAUUGUCCACUCCGAACACCAGAGGACUUUGUAUUUCCCUUGCUUCCCAAUGAAGAAUUAAGAGAUAAAUACAGGCGCUACCUCUUUAGGGACUAUGUGGAGAGUCAUUACCAGCUCCAGCUGUGCCCUGGUGCAGACUGCCCCAUGGUUAUUCGGGUACAGGAGCCUAGAGCUCGCCGAGUGCAGUGCAAUCGAUGCAACGAGGUCUUCUGUUUCAAGUGUCGACAGAUGUAUCACGCCCCCACAGACUGCGCCACAAUCCGGAAAUGGCUCACCAAGUGUGCAGAUGACUCGGAAACGGCUAACUACAUUAGUGCUCACACUAAAGACUGUCCCAAGUGCAACAUCUGUAUUGAGAAGAACGGAGGCUGCAAUCACAUGCAAUGCUCCAAGUGUAAGCACGACUUCUGCUGGAUGUGUCUAGGAGACUGGAAGACACAUGGCAGUGAGUACUAUGAGUGUAGUCGGUACAAGGAGAAUCCCGACAUUGUCAACCAGAGCCAGCAAGCCCAGGCCAGGGAGGCCCUCAAGAAGUACUUGUUCUACUUUGAGAGGUGGGAAAACCACAACAAAAGUUUGCAGCUAGAGGCCCACACAUACCAUCAGAUUCAUGAGAAGAUUCAAGAGAGGGUUAUGAACAAUCUGGGAACGUGGAUUGACUGGCAGUACCUGCAGAAUGCUGCUAAGCUGUUGGCCAAGUGUCGAUAUACACUGCAAUACACCUAUCCAUAUGCAUACUACAUGGAGUCUGGUCCCAGGAAGAAGCUGGCCCUGCCCGGCUACAGCCCCUCUCCUUUUGACCCUCCUGCUCUGCCCAUACAGUUUGAAUACCAGCAGGCUCAGCUGGAGGCUGAGAUUGAAAACCUUUCGUGGAAAGUUGAGCGUGCAGACAGCUAUGACAGAGGGGACUUGGAAAACCAAAUGCACAUAGCAGAGCAGCGGAGAAGAACCCUGCUGAAGGAUUUUCACGACACCUAAGCAGGGCUGCGGAUGUGCCGGGGUGAGGAAGAUGUAGCUGUGAGGCCUCCCAGCUACCGUACUGCAUGCUGCAGGCUCUGCCUUUCACGACCCCAGGCAACAGCCAGGGCCCCACUCCUGAGAGACACUGGCAACACACCUCUUAGUCAAUUUGUUUUCUCCUCAUCUUUUUGCUUUUGUUUCUACCAGGGUAGAGGCCAUGGUGAACUGGUCUCUAGUAAGGACUUUGAAAUUCUCCCUGGAUGGUUGUUGGGAGGGAGGGAACUUUUUUUUUUUUUUUUUUUUUUCUGAAUGGCUAUUAAUAGUAUUAGAUCAUUACAACUUAUGUAAUUUUCAAAGGUUGUACGAUUACAAAGAAAAAAAGGCAAACCAUAGGAUAACACAGCCCUUUUGAAAAUAAAUUGGCAUUGGAGUGUUUA
Messenger RNA from Peromyscus eremicus (cactus mouse), 2429 nucleotides. It is a transcript of the gene Arih2, whose product is annotated as ariadne RBR E3 ubiquitin protein ligase 2. Gene Ontology annotation, molecular function: ubiquitin conjugating enzyme binding; zinc ion binding; ubiquitin protein ligase activity. Gene Ontology annotation, biological process: ubiquitin-dependent protein catabolic process; protein polyubiquitination; positive regulation of proteasomal ubiquitin-dependent protein catabolic process. The record is from RefSeq and is a predicted model, not a curated record. NCBI's taxonomy places the organism in Eukaryota, Metazoa, Chordata, Mammalia, Rodentia, Cricetidae. The transcript is spliced from 16 exons. Bases 478 to 2010 code for a protein of 510 amino acids. Gene Ontology annotation, cellular component: cytoplasm; ubiquitin ligase complex.